CAAACAUUCCCUGUCGUCAUCAAGAAUCAUACAUUAAUUUUAAUCAUUCCUUUCCUCAACUCCUUAUCGUGCGUAAUAUGGGAUUUACCUGUGCGUGAGUUAAGUGAGUGCGUGAGUUAAAUUUCUAACAUUUCUUUCCUCCUAAGACGUUCAUCUUUAUCCUCUCGCCAACUAGCCUCAAGAUGCACGAAUUUUACAAGGAGCAGAUAAUGCCAUUGGUAUUUUCUACUUUCAUCUAAAGACCCGUCGGACUUGCUGAUGCAAAUUUUUCAACUCUUGCAAAAUGUAAUGCUGAUCGACGGAGUGAAAAAGUGACAGCACCAUGAUAUUCUUAAGGAAACUAAUGUGAAACUGUGUGUAAAUCGGGGUCCUGGUGUAACGUAAUAACAGAGUAGUAGAAGGGCAAACAACGAACAAACCCAGGGUCCACCAAGGCGGUUUCACAUAAAAGCUCGUGGUACGUCAACGGGGCCAGACACUCUCAGCGUAACCAUUGAGGAGGCCAGAGAUCGAGAAAAGGACCCAGGAGUGGCCGAGUGAAAGCGCGGGAAUUUUUGAGUGACGUUGAAACAAACUUGAGCUAGAAGAAUUGUGAUAUUUUAUUUUUUCUUUAAGUUGGCUGAAUAUUAUCUAUAAUUUUUCAAAGGAAACAAAGAAAAAUUGUUGUACAUAAUAUCAAGUGGCAUACGUGUUAAUUGGGAUAAAAAGUGUGUGAUAUUUUAUUCCAUAAGAGAUUCAAAGUGAUCAAAUAGUCUGGAAGGAAGUGUAGUGAAAAGUUGAAGAUGGGUUCGCUGCAGCAACAGUCAGUACUAAAGGGCGAGCAUGUUUCCAUAAAACAUGAAACAUGUUUGGUACAUAAAAUAUUUAAUAAAAUUGCCUACGAGAAUCCUAAUAAGCCAGCAGUCUUAUACGAGGAUGAUAACGGCCAGGAGCGUGUACUGUCGUACGAGGAGUUGAACAGCAUAACAAAGAAGAUAGCUAUAGCUCUUAGAAAAUUAGCCAAGCCUCAAAAAGAUGUGGAUGCACUAAUUGCAGUGUCGAUGAACCCAACCGAUCGGUUGCCGAUAACAUUAUUAUCAAUUCUCAAAGCGGGAAUGGCUUAUUUGCCAUUGGAUCCUGAAUUUCCAGUACCCCGAGUUACUCAUAUUCUUCAGGAGUCCGAACCGUUACUAGUUAUAUACGAAGAAGGAGCUGAUGCAUCAAUCUAUGGGAGCAGCAGGACAAUUUCCUACGAGCGACUUCUGGACCUUGCUAAUGAGGAAAUAGAAAGCGACCUUGAUCUCGACCAGAAAGAUGAGGAUCUAGCUAUCGUUUUAUACACUUCCGGUAGCACUGGAGUCCCUAAGGGUGUACGAUUACCCCAUGCGACUCUGAUGAAUCGUCUUUGUUGGCAAUGGAGGACAUUGCCCUAUGGCGAGGACGAGAAAGUCUGUGUCUUCAAGACGGCCUUGACCUUCGUCGACAGCGCCUCUGAGAUUUGGGCUCCUCUUCUUCAAGGUCGUACUAUUCUGGUGGUACCAAAGCACGUGACCAAGGAUCCCGAGAGGUUCGUCGAGGUCCUGGAAAAACGACAGAUCAAACGGCUUGUACUGGUACCUUCGCUUCUGCAAUCGCUUCUAAUGUAUCUGGGACUGAGAGAAGAAGAUUAUCUUCUAAAUUCUCUGAAGCUCUGGAUCUGUUCUGGGGAACCUCUUCCAGUCUCCUUAGCCCACCAGUUCCUGUCCAGAUUCCCCAGCGGCGAGCACGUCCUGGCGAACUUCUACGGGAGCACGGAAGUCAUGGGGGACGUCACUUAUCAUUUACUCAGUCGACCUAAUCAGUUGCAGGGACUUGAUAAAGUGCCAAUUGGUCGUCCUCUGGACAAUUGCAUCGUCUACCUAGUGGACAAACACAUGCGGUUGGUACCUCAGGGUGAGGUCGGCGAACUGGUUGUAGCUGGUAGAAAUUUGGCAGCUGGAUACAUUCGUAGAAGAGACGCACAUAAAUUCCUUGAUAAUCCUCACGUCAUAGAUCCAGGAUACUCGAAAAUCUAUUGCACUGGGGACUAUGCGAGAAUCGUCAAGGGUCUUGUGAUCUAUGAGGGUAGGACCGAUUCUCAAGUUAAGGUACGUGGACACAGGGUUGAUCUUGCUGAAGUUGAAAAAGCAGUGGCUGCUGCGCCUGGUGUCAAUAAGGCCGUCGUCCUUUGCUACAAACCUGGAGAACUGUCACAGGCUCUGGUUGCGUUCGUCAAUGUUAAGGAAGAUACGUCAAUCUCUGGACUUCAGAUUGAGAGUUUCCUGCAGAAUACACUUCCACCUUAUAUGAUUCCCCAGGUCAUCGUCCUGGACUCUAUUCCUUUGCUUGUUAAUGGAAAAACGGACAGACAGGCUUUACUUAGGAAGUACGAGACCAUUACUGGUCCAGAUAGCGAAGAAGUUGUAGAGUGCGAUUAUACGGGUGUACCCGUGGAUAUGUUGCCUAUGGCAAAGGUCUUAUUUCCUACUGUUGCUUUUGUCGUAGGACGUAGUAGUCGUGCCGCAGUGACGGUUAAUUCAAAUUUUUAUGAACUUGGCGGAAAUUCAUUAAACUCCAUUUACACAGUGACUAAAUUAAGGGAUCAGGGUUAUCAGAUUGGUAUAACUGAUUUCAUCACGGCUAAAUCUAUGCUUGAUAUUCUGAUUAGAAUGAAAUCAGAUUCAGAUGCAGAGUCUGUAGGAGAUAAUGAUAGCCUUGAUAAUUAUAUUGUGGAGAAAUUAAAUGAUUCUCAUAAAGAUGACGUAAUACGAAUGAUCACUGAUAGUUUUUAUUCAAAAGCUGAUUUGGAAUAUUGGCUGAUGCCUGAUAUAUCUAGAGAGGAUUACAGUGAUUUGAUGAUCAAGAUGUGGGAGCCUCUGGUGGAAAAGGGAUUCAGUUUUGUCAUCAAAUCCUUAGAGGGUGAAGCUAUUGGGGUUGCAUUGAACUUCGACGCAAGGGAUGAGCCUGAAGUGAUGAUAAAUUCAAAGCUGACAAUUAUUUUUGAGUUCUUGGAGUACCUGGAAGGUCCUAUCAGAGACAGCAAACUGCCCAAUGGACUGGGUCAGAUUCUUCAUAGCUUCAUGAUGGCGACCAAUCAGUCUCUUAGUGGAGCUGAAAAUGUUACUGUCAUGAGAAAGAUGGAGGAGGAAUGUCUUCGUUUGGCUAGGAGAAAGGAAUUCGCUGGAAUAUUUACAACUAACACGAGUCCACUCACUCAGCAACUUGGGACUGAUAUUUAUGGGUAUCAAGUAUUGCUAGACUAUCAAGUAAACAAGUAUAUUGCUCCGGAUGGUUCUAAACCUUUUGGCAAGGCGCCGGAUGAGCAGAGAGCUGUAUGUUCCUGGAAAAGUGUACAUUAGUAUUUUGUGAGCAAAGUUCUCGUUGUUGAUAUAUUUUUGGCACGGUUUUAGCUUUCCUUGAUCAGUAUUAAUCAGGAUCAAUGAUUAUUACCGACAGAAUUUCGAUUUGUGAUGAUUGUAAAUAUAUUUGUAAAUAUGGAUAAAAAUUGUAGUAGCUGUGUGUAAUGUUAUGUUCUUAGGUAAUAGUAAUUAAUCGUUGAAAGGUAAUAGAAACGUUGUUUUCCAAUAUUAACUAAAAGGCCAACAAAUGCACAUCAUUUAUUUAUAAAGAAUAAUACAUUAAAACAACAUUAAUUAGCGUAUGGAAUAAAGAAUAUAUAAUUACUGGAA
This is a messenger RNA of Cephus cinctus (wheat stem sawfly), 3686 nucleotides long. It is a transcript of the gene e, whose product is annotated as tyrocidine synthase 3. NCBI's taxonomy places the organism in Eukaryota, Metazoa, Arthropoda, Insecta, Hymenoptera, Cephidae. The record is from RefSeq and is a predicted model, not a curated record. The transcript is spliced from 14 exons. Bases 783 to 3356 code for a protein of 857 amino acids.